AUGGCGGAAGUGGUUGGUGUAGUUUCGAGCGCCAUCACGUUCGCAACCGUUGUCGUCCAAGUCACGGAAUCUAUAAUCACGAUCAAGGAUUGCUGGAGCCAGUUUCGUGAUGCACCCAGUGACCUCAAAUAUUUCUUAAGGGAUCUUGAACUGUUUGGACUGGUGCUCGCCGAAAUAGAGGAAGAUGUAUCACAAGAGGCUUUCGCAUUCGCCCUGAAGGGGAAUAAACAUGCCAUGCAAAGUCUGGAAUUUAGCAGAGAGGCCGCUACGAGCCUAUAA
Messenger RNA from Penicillium mononematosum, 279 nucleotides. RefSeq lists its product as uncharacterized. The coding region runs from base 1 to 279 and encodes 92 amino acids. The transcript has a single exon. The record is from RefSeq and is a predicted model, not a curated record. NCBI's taxonomy places the organism in Eukaryota, Fungi, Ascomycota, Eurotiomycetes, Eurotiales, Aspergillaceae.